AUGCUGCCUCUGUCGCCUCUGCUGCUCCUCUUCCUCCCCGCUGCGAUCUUUGUGGCCGCGCAAGGCGCCGGGGACCUGCAGGGCUUCAGCCUCCCCGACCCCUGCAUGGGGAUGACCCCAUCGUGUAUGAGCGAGGCCGAUCGCUACAGCCUGGAGGCCCUGAGGAUCGUACAUCACAUGAUGGAUGAUGACCAGGAUGGGGGAAUCGAGGUGGAGGAGAGUAUGGAGUUCAUCAUCGAAGACAUGAAGCAGCAGCAGACCCACAAACACAACAACCUGCACCGAGAGGACCAACACAUCACGGUUGAGGAGCUCUGGAGGGGCUGGAAGUCAUCUGAAGUACACAACUGGACUCAGGAUGAGGUGCUUCGCUGGCUGAAGGACUUUGUUGAGCUGCCGCAGUAUGAGAGAAACUUUAAAGACUUCAAGGUCAAUGGAAACACACUCCCCAGGAUCGCUGCUAAUGAGCCUUCAUUCCUGAGCGUCCAGCUGAGAGUUCUGGACCAGAGGGACAAACAGAAGCUCAACAUCAAAGCUCUGGACGUGGUGCUGUUCGGACCGCCUGCACGUCCUCAUAAUUACAUGAAGGACCUGGUCCUCAUUGUGUCGGUGGUGAUGGGAGUUGGAGGCUGCUGGUUUGCACAGUCCCAGAACAAAGCCAGUAAAGUCCACAUAACCAAGAUGAUGAAAGAUCUGGAUAGUCUUCAGAGGGCUGAGCAGAGCCUCACAGACUUACAGGAACAGCUGGAGCGAGCCCAAGAAGAGAAGCGUAAUGUUGCGGAGGAGAAACAGAACCUGGAGGAGAAGAUGAGGGAUGAGAUCAUGGGAGCACAGGAGGAGGCUUAUCGUCUGCAUGAGCUGAGGCAGGGGGCUGUCACUGAGCUCAGCCGCCUGCGCUAUGCAGAGGAAGAGCUGGAACAGGUCCGUGGGGCACUGAAGCAGGCGGAGAAGGACAUGCAUGCAAGCUGGAGUGUCUCAGAGCUUCUGCAGCAGUGGCUCCAGCUAACCCAUGAAGUAGAGGUCCAGUACUACAAUGUCAAGAAGCAGAGUGCAGAACAGCAACUCUGCGUCGCCAAGGAAGAGGCGGAGAAGAUUAAGAAGAAGAGGAGUUCACUGCUGGGGACUCUCCAUGUGGCCCACAGCUCCUCUUUAGAUCAGGUCGACCACAAGAUCCUGCAAGCAAAGAAUGCCUUGUUCGAAGUAACAGCCUGCCUGCGGGAGCGACUCCAUCGCUGGCAGCAGAUUGAACGACUUUGCGGCUUUUCCAUAAUCAGGAAUUCUGGUCUCGCAAACCUCACUGCUCAGCUCUACUCAGACUCAAUUGCCCUGGGUAUGCCCCGAGUGCUUCAGCCUCCUUGUUCAUGCCAUAGCUCUGUACAUGGAUCUUUAGAGGAUCUGUUAGAAGAAUCUCCAAUCUUACCACAGAUGACAGUUGCACCAAUGAAGCGCUCUCCUCGAACACAGGGAUCUACCAUGUGUCGGCCACGUCGGUCCUGUGUCAUUACUCAGCCACCAACUGCCAUGAACUCCCCAGACCCUGACCUUCUCAUCCCCAUCCGAGCUCCUUACCCUCGCUUUGAGGAGGAAGAAAGCCUUCUCCGGAAAACGCUCAAGAAACAAAACUCCCAGGAGAAGUACUCAGACACAGACUACAUGAUUUCUCCUCCUCUCAGCAAAAUGUACCAUAAUCCCACUGUUGAUGGUUCCUCUCAAAGGCUUUAUCAUGAUGAAACUGAGCUACUUGCAGAUCCCUCAAUUUCAAAGACUUUAAGUAGAGAAGUAGAGGCUGUUGUUCCAGUUCGUAAAGUUUCCACAGAAGAGCUUGAGGUAGAUGUUGUCUGCAGGAAGAUGGGGAAAGACAAAUUGCUGGAUUCGUCUUUGGAAUCUUUGAAGAUGUCUAAAGAAGAGUCUUCAAAAGAUAUUCCAUCCUGGAAAGUAGAGAGAGAUGCAAUAGGGGAUUUUAUUGACCCUUCUUCAAGGAAUAUAUACAGAGAUAUAAGUGAUUUACCAAUGGAUGUUAGAAAGAUCAUUUGGAAUGAAUUAGAGGCAUCAACAGAUAAACAGCCACCGAGGAGGAUAUCCAGAGGUAUGAUGGGGGCUUCAUUUGACAGCAGCUUAAGAAAGAUAACACAAGAUGAUGCUGAGCAUCCGUUUGACAUAGUAACCAGAAGAGUGACAAGAAAUUCAAUGUGCAUUUCCCUAGACACAGGUUCAAGAAAGCUUCUGUGGAAUAAAGGAGAAUGUCAGCUUGAUUCCUCACUCAAGGCAUUAGCAAUGGACAAAAUGGUCGAGACAACCAGAGCACCACGAAGGAUCUCACGAGAUGAGGUGGAGCAUUGUACAGAUCUUGCUUCCCAAAAGAUGCUUUCUAGAGAGAAACUUGAUGCCCAUAUGGAUACCACAAUCCUCGACCAAGACUUUGGUUUAGAACCAGCAAACCGGAGGAUGCUGAGAGAUGAAUCUGACCUGUCUGCUGGUUCUCUCAGACGGAGAAUACCAAGAAUGGCAAGAGAUAACAGUUUCGUUGAAAAUCCAGCUGGAGAAAUCUGGGAUAGAGUCGAUGUCCCAGUAGACACACCUAAACACUCAACCCUGAAGGAGGAGUUUGGAGCAUCUGAAUCAAGUUCAUCUUCAGGUAGAUUUGGACAGCCAGACCUUAUGUUAACCUCUCAGGGGCCUUGGGCAUCAUCAGAUCUUUUCAACGCUGGUCCGUUGAGCCAGCUCGUGUAUGACGGAAUCCUUGAGAAGUCCUGCAUCUCCCCAACUCCUCCUCAGGCCAGGCUGCCAGCCGACAUGGAGCCCCCUAAGCCACCACCGAGGGUCGCCAUUCCAUCUCUCAGUUCCCCUUCUGAGACUGGAGAAGAGAAGAUCAAGGAGAAAGAAAAGAGCAAGAAAUCCAUGAAGCUCAAAAGUCUUUUUAAAAAGAAAAGUGAUUCAACAACAGAGAAGCCUCAAAGUGGUCUUCAGAAACUUUGA
Molecule: messenger RNA, 2976 nt
Organism: Limanda limanda (common dab)
Lineage: Eukaryota; Metazoa; Chordata; Actinopteri; Pleuronectiformes; Pleuronectidae
Product: stromal interaction molecule 2-like
Exons: 12
Coding region: 1-2976 (991 amino acids)
Biological process (GO): activation of store-operated calcium channel activity; intracellular calcium ion homeostasis; store-operated calcium entry
Cellular component (GO): endoplasmic reticulum; plasma membrane
Molecular function (GO): calcium channel regulator activity; calcium ion binding; protein binding
Source: RefSeq, a predicted model, not a curated record